Messenger RNA from Tachyglossus aculeatus (Australian echidna), 2369 nucleotides. RefSeq names its product PRELI domain containing 3B (gene PRELID3B). The transcript is spliced from 6 exons. Bases 82 to 666 code for a protein of 194 amino acids. Gene Ontology annotation, cellular component: mitochondrial intermembrane space. NCBI's taxonomy places the organism in Eukaryota, Metazoa, Chordata, Mammalia, Monotremata, Tachyglossidae. The record is from RefSeq and is a predicted model, not a curated record. Gene Ontology annotation, biological process: phospholipid transport. Gene Ontology annotation, molecular function: phosphatidic acid transfer activity.
AGUUCGCCGGCCCGGGAAAAGUGGCGGAGCCGCCGGGUUGCUUCGCGUGGCCUCCCGGGCGCCGAGCCGGUCGUCGGCGUCAUGAAGAUCUGGACAUCGGAACACGUCUUCGACCACCCUUGGGAAACAGUCACAACAGCUGCUAUGCAAAAAUAUCCAAAUCCUAUGAAUCCGAGUGUCGUUGGAGUAGAUGUAUUGGACAGGCAUGUAGAUCCUAAUGGGAAGUUGCAUAGUCACAGACUUCUCAGCACAGAAUGGGGAAUGCCUUCCAUUGUAAAAUCGCUAAUUGGUUCAUCAAGAACAAAAACGUAUGUUCAAGAACACUCUGUAGUUGAUCCUGUGGAGAAAACAAUGGAGCUUAAGUCUACCAAUAUUUCAUUUACAAAUAUGGUUUCAGUAGAUGAGAGGCUUGUAUACAAACCGCACCCACAAGAACCAGGAAAAACUGUUCUGACUCAGGAAGCAAUAAUCACCGUGAAAGGAGUCAGCCUUAGCAGUUACCUAGAAGGAUUGAUGGAAAACACUAUAUCUUCAAACGCUAAUAAAGGCCGUGAAGCAAUGGAAUGGGUAAUACAUAAACUGAAUGCUGAGAUUGAAGAAUUGGCUGCUUCAGCAAGAGGAAGCAUAAGGACACCAAUGGCAGCGGCGGCAUUUGUGGAGAAAUAGUGUUAUUAGUGUAAAAACUUAUAGCUAGGUCUACCAGGGUCUCUCCAAGCUGGUAUAUUUAUUCAUAUUUGUUAUUUAAAAGGCAUAUCUGUAUAUUAGGUAGGUUUGUAAUUGGAGCUUGGAGAGAGGCUGCAAUUUUUGAUUAAAAAUGGAAUGGGCUUCCCAUGGGAUCACUUGGAAUAAAUGUUAGUUGAAAAAUAACAUCUAAUGUUGCGAGGUCCAGUAAUUAUAUGACCCUUUGGCAAUACCUUAAAAAUAUAACUUGAAACUGAUUUUGGCAUGCAGAAUUCCGCAUAGUGGAAUGUUAUGGCAUUUGAUUCAUUAAACCCUGCCUGGUUUUGGACCAACUCUAAAGUAAAGAUCACCUCCUUUUAUAACUCGGAUUGCCUUGUUGCAUUUGGUUUGAGCUGUUUGUGUGAUGGUAGCUUUUUUUUAAUAGACGGAACGUGUUAUUUGAAAUCUGAAAUGAAAAGGUAUUUAUUCGUGCAAAGAAUUUUGCUGUGAUAAACACCAUACUUUUUUAUGGUGGAUUUGAUUUGGUUGCAAGCCCUAAAAUGGUACUCUAGGGUUAAACACUAUGCUUAAAGCAGUAUAAUGGCUCAUACUUAAAUGACAUUUUAUUGUAAAACAGUCUACUGUACUGUUUGCCAAAGUAUAAUUUGAACUGAUACUUUCUUUUUGGGAUUAGCAUUUCCAAAGAGCUUUAUAUUUUAGAAUUCACAAAUUGGGGCUGGAUAAGUUAAUGUUAAAAUUUUGGAGAGAAACCUUGGAAGCAAAGCAAUUCUCUGAACUGGUAGCACUAUAUAAAGUUAUAAACCAAGACAAUGGUGCAUAUUUUAAAACUUUUUUUUAUUGCAAAGUUUAUACAAAAAAGUGCCACGUGACUAAAUUGUGGUUCCGAAACGAUAUCUCUAGCAUGACUUCUCAAACUAAUCGAGCGUAUUUUAAAUCAAGAGUAACACUUAAGUACUUGCAACAUCGUUUUAUUUAAGUAAUUGCCCUCAAACAAGUUUCUAUUUUCAUGAAGAUGCUUGGAUUUUUGACUGAAAUUGUGUCAUGCUGUGACACAUGCUGUGACAUGGUGUGAUUUUUGGUACUUAGCUCUCUCUAACUUUUGAUGCCAACUACAAAGGGAUGUUGCACUUCAGCUUUUAUUAGUGGGAAAUCCUGAUUUCUGGGGCCAGGUGGCCAGUGGAAUUGGGAAAAUCUAAUCCUAUAAAUACUAUAUUUAAUUUUUUUAAGGCAGGUAAAUAUUACCUGUUUAAAAAGUAUUUUCUGAUACUUGAUUUUUUUUAUAUUGAAGUUGUGUAUUGAGUGUUAAAAGGCAACUAGAUUUUUGUCUUGUUAACCUUAAUAUGUGAUAAUACCAUCUUCAGAAAUGGUUUCUGUUCAAGUAGUUUGUGUACGUAUAAAGCAAAAAUGGAAGUUUGCCAAACUAAAAAUUAGUAUUUUUUCUACUUUAAAAACAUUUUUGUUUGGUCUGGGAUUUUAGUACAUUUGUAAAAAGCAACUCAUAUCCGUUAAAAUUAUUGAAAUUUUUUUUGUAACCUCGAGAUUGUUUUUACAAAAUUAACGUUUCAGCUAAACCAAACGGUAAAUGUUAACACUUGAAAAAUAUUUGCCUCUGAAUAAUUUCUGUCAUUUGCGCUUGUUGGGAAAAAGGUACAAUGCUCAAACUGAUGAUAAAAUAUUUCUGAACUGUG